CCGUGCAAUAGGAAGCUUACAAAACUCAAAUGGUGUGAAGAAAUGAAAACCUCGUUUGGGCUGAAAUCCAACCCUCUCCGGCUGGGCCCACCCCAACUCUGACGAGAUCUCAUCCUUCCACUCAUCUCCCACCGUUGAUCUCCGCCGCCGUCGCCACACAGCACCUCUCCGCCGUUGGUGGCAUAGCGGAAGAAGAUGUGGGAAAACUUGGAUAGAUAGAAACUCAGACCCACAUCUGAGGACUCAGAAGUCAUACUGCUGCCGGAGCUCUUUAGUGGGUGGAGUAGGUCAUUUGAUUACACACAGACCCUGUGAAGAAACAAGCAGAAAGAAUGAUGCUUGAAAACCCUACAGCAGCAGCACAAGCACAACCAGCGACAACAGAUUCUGCAACGGUUAUAAAGCGCUAUGCUCAUCCGAAUCAGAGGAAUCGCCUCAACAGGCGCAAAUCCACAGAUCGGUUUGACCGUGCGACCAAUGUUCAUGGGAAUGAUGCAGACAAGAGUCAAGUUUCUGCCCCAAGAAAUGUUCCUGUUGUAGAUCAUGGGGAUGCAGGAGCCAGCAGUCUUAUAAAUGAAAAUGCUCACACAGGGAUUAUAGCUUUAGAGGGGUGUUCCGUUAGUGGGGCUUCUCAGCUCUUGAAUGAUCGUUGGGCAGCUGCAAUACAGUGCUCCAGCAAUGCGUCGAUUGAUCCAUCAGAAAGACCGGUCAUGUACUCGGAUAAAGCUCCAGCAUGGGGUGGCCAAUUCAGACUUCCUCACCAGUUUAUGUCUCCGGCCGGUGGCGUUUCAUCUCCUGGCUCACAAAUGGACUUCUUGGGCGAACUACGCCGCGCAAUGUCCAAGUGAAGUGCCAGUUUCGACUCCUAAGAUACACGUCUUUUAUCAUAAUAAACUUUAUUUAUAUUUGGAUCUAUAUAUUAUCCGAGUACUGUGGAUGUAUUACGGAUAAUUUAUGUAUGGAUAGAUUAACAAAAAUAUGUUGACAAAGUAAAGUAUUUUUAGACUGCAGUAUUUGUUUUAUGAGCUGUUCUAA
This is a messenger RNA of Morus notabilis, 1035 nucleotides long. RefSeq lists its product as uncharacterized. The record is from RefSeq and is a predicted model, not a curated record. The transcript is spliced from 7 exons. Bases 333 to 848 code for a protein of 171 amino acids. NCBI's taxonomy places the organism in Eukaryota, Viridiplantae, Streptophyta, Magnoliopsida, Rosales, Moraceae.